Molecule: messenger RNA, 1040 nt
Organism: Saitoella complicata NRRL Y-17804
Lineage: Eukaryota; Fungi; Ascomycota; Saitoellomycetes; Saitoellales; Saitoellaceae
Exons: 1
Coding region: 98-877 (259 amino acids)
Source: RefSeq, a predicted model, not a curated record
GACUGGACAUUGGAAUAACCAUUGGCGGUCAUGAGCAACUCUGUAAUGCUACAGUGCAUGUUGGGGUGAAGGGAACUAUCUAUCGCAACUACGGCAGAUGUUGACAGCUUUCUCGAAUGCCGCCGGGGUUGGCUCUACCGAACUGCUCGUUUUUUCGGUUGACUCUUCUUCUGCUGUGCUCUUAUUCGACGAAGACGCUGCCUUCUCGUAUUGUGCUAGCACUCCUGCGCUGACCCGAAGUGUCACGAUCCGAGACUUUGGCGCGCCAGCAGAGGUCUCAUCGGGGCAAAGAAGUGACGAAUUAUUUUCAGUCUUUCGAGCUUUGCUGAGAGGACUGUUCGGUCGCUCUUUUCUGAAUCCACGCAGCUACUCUCUGAUUCGUGGCCGAGUUCACCGGGAUAACCGGCUCCGCCCACGAAGUGGAUUGGUCGUCUUCGGCAGACGUAGACUCGGCGGUAGUCUGUAUGACCGCUUUAGCAGCCUCCUUAGCCGCUGUGUUGAUCCAGUUGCCACUGCGUUUUUGUUGCUCGUGGAAGGCAAGCUGUGCGAUGGAAUGUGCUGCACCGGCCAUCCAACCCAAAGUUCGUGCCUUGUGUCGAAGUAUCUGCUCCAUAAGAUAUCUGUUGGAGAGAUCUUCUUGCAUUGCUUCCUCGUCCACGAUCUUAUCAACGUGCCUUCAACGAUUUCUUCCACGAUCUCCUCGACCUCCGGGAUUAGAGACCCUUCCUCGGGCUUCGGGGCAUCCAAGACUGUCUCCGGUGCAGACGUUGUGUCAUGUGCAGCAAGUUGCUUGCUGGACACCUUAUCCUCGGCGUUCCCGACACUUGGCAUGACAUCUUCGCGGCUUCUGUCGGGAGUCUUGAGGGUUGAAGGUUGAAGGGCAGGGCACAGUACCUGGGAUCUGAGCCGGCACAUGUUCCUGCGAUGAGCUAUUCCUGGAUGGAUUCAAACACCACGUCUUCCAUCGCGUCGCCAUCUGUAAGCCGAUCAACCUGCUCCCCCGCUCCUUGAAUUGAGCUGGGCUGAGAUGGGUGAGAAUU